Cladophialophora yegresii CBS 114405 is the source of this 1974-nucleotide messenger RNA. RefSeq lists its product as uncharacterized. The coding region runs from base 1 to 1974 and encodes 657 amino acids. Gene Ontology annotation, molecular function: carotenoid dioxygenase activity. The record is from RefSeq and is a predicted model, not a curated record. Gene Ontology annotation, biological process: carotene catabolic process. The transcript has a single exon. Lineage: Eukaryota; Fungi; Ascomycota; Eurotiomycetes; Chaetothyriales; Herpotrichiellaceae.
AUGCCCCUGAUCUCAUCAUCCCGCCGAACGACGGCCACCCCAAAUCCCCGAAAACGCAAGAGAAGUCAUCCACAUCCAUAUUUGAGCGGUAACUUUGCUCCUGUCAAGAAAGUUCAACCUCUGACACCAUGCCACUACACCGGCAGCAUACCGCAAGAGCUAGCAGGGGGUGAAUACGUUCGGAACGGGGGCAAUCCGGUGUCAAACGAGGACUUGGGUCGAGAUGCGCACUGGUUUGACGGUGACGGCAUGCUCAGUGGUGUUUCAUUUACCCACACUGCCGACGGAGUACAGCCAGAAUUUGUCAACCAGUACAUCUUGACUGACCUUUACCUCUCUACCACCUCCUCGAAGCACCUUCGCACCCCCAUCCUUCCCAGCAUAGCCACUUUAGUCAAUCCAUUGUCUUCGCUCUACCAUAUUGUCCUCCUCGUUUUCCGCACCAUAUGUCUUGUCAUACUGGCACGACUGCCAGGCUCAGUACAAGCCAUCAAGAAAAUCAGUGUGGCCAACACAGGCAUCUUAUAUCACGAUGGGCGUGCUCUGGCGACCUGCGAGUCUGGACCUCCAAUGCGGAUCGCUCUGCCUGGACUGGAGACGGUUGGCUGGUACAACGGGAAGAAAGCUGAAGGCGAGAUGGAUGGUGAAGGAGGCCCGGGAUUCGGUGGGAAGGGCAUUUAUGGUUUCAUGAAGGAAUGGACAACCGCACAUCCCCGGGUUGACCCUAAAACGGGAGAGUUGAUUCUUUUUCAGUCGACCUUUGUGCCACCAUACAUUCAUUAUUCAAUCAUACCUGCCACUCAUCAUCCUCCCUCCACGCCGUCGACACCGCUCGAACGACCGACAAGACUGCUGAACGCCCCCAUUCCCGGCGUCUCGUCUGCUAAGAUGAUGCAUGAUUUCGGUGUUUCCUUUCACCACACAGUGAUCAUGGAUCUGCCUCUAUCGCUGGACCCCCUGAACCUGGCAAAGAACAAGCCUGUGGUUGCCUACGACCCAAUUUCACAGUCCCGCUUCGGUGUCUUCCCACGACAUUGGCCGCAGCAGAUCCGCUGGUUCCAGACGAAAGCGUGCUGUAUCUUUCACACAGUCAAUACCUGGGAUGACCGGAUAGUCAACAAGGCUACUGGCGAAGUCGAGACGACUGCUGUCAACAUGCUUGCAUGUCGGCUGACGUCUGCGUCUUUAGUUUUCAAUGCCGGCGAUGUCGCUGCGCCGCAGCCGACAUCCCCUGUGACCGGUGGUGAAGAGGAGCAAUGCCGCCUCUAUUACUAUCAAUUCUCGUUGGCUGAGAAGCGACAGAACAACAUUGCACAUCAGUUUGCGCUUAGCGCUAUCCCUUUCGAAUUCCCGAGCAUUCGUGAGGAUAAGGGAAUGGAUGUGACGAAAUAUGUCUUUGGCUGCUCCACCUCUGAAGGGACCUUUGGUGCAGCGCUCGGUCGUGCUGUCAAGAUCGACUGCUUGGUCAAGAUAGAUGGAGAGACCUUGAUCAGGCGAGGCAGAAAGAACACAGGUCUUGAACCUAUUUCUGGUUGUGUGGACAUGAGGUCCAUCGGAGAAGUCCUCGACUCUACGGAGAAAGACGAUCCGAUCUCAAUCUUCAAAAUGCCGCCGGGCUGGUACGCUCAAGAGCCCCGAUUUGUACCUCGUAAAGAUGGCACCAGCGAGGAUGAUGGCUGGUUGUUGACCUACGUCUUUGAUGAGUCUCAGCUGGACGCCUCUGGCGAAUGCCCGUUGGACGCAGAUAGCGAGCUUUGGAUCAUAGAUGCCAAGGACAUGAAGACCGUGGUCGCCCGUGUUCACCUCACCCAGAGGGUGCCUUACGGUUUGCAUGGCAAUUUCUUCAGCGAAAAGCAAGUCAAGUCUCAACGGCCAAUCGAGACGAUUCGAGGGAUCAAGCAAAGAGACGAGGCAGACAGGCAAUCAAGCUGGUGGCUCGCUGUCCGAGACGGGGUUGAGAAAUUUAUUGGGUGA